ACCUGAGACGGUAGGAACUGCGGGUGAAAUUUUACUGGACGGCUUUGGCAUCAGAUGUGCGGGGCUGGGAAAGUCGCCCGGUGGGGCCGGGGCGGGGGCGAGUGGCCUUUUAAGAGGAAGGGCCCUAAGGCCGAGGUGAGGCUUUUCCCGACAGAGAGUGAAGGAGGCGAAGCUCGGGGGGGGCCCCCCAGCCUCUGACCCCGGGGUUCCCGACCCCGCCCCUGCUAGUGCCUGGCGCCAAGCGCAUCCACCGGGAGCCCCGGGCCUGGGGGAGGGGCCCCAGUGGUCGAUUGCUUUACAAAAUCAAACUCCCAGCCGAGAACCUCGGGCCAUUGCCCGGUGAGAAGGAGUUCCCCGAAACCCAGCCGCUGAGCGAGGCCUCCUCCUCCAGCAGAUCGGAACAGCCUGGGCGGGGUCACCCGGGCUGGGACGAGAAGCCGCCGCCUGCUUGACUGCCGCGGGUCCCGGGGGCGGGGGGGCUGGGGCCGGAGGCGGAGUGUGAGUGGGUGUGUGCGGGGGGUGGAGGCGUGAUGCAAUCCCGAUAAGAAAUGCUGGGGUGUCUUGGGCACCUACGCGGGCCCCGUAAGUCGCUAUAUAAGGCUGCCGGCCCGGGGCUGCCGCGCCGUCGGAGCAGGAGUGCUGCGUCCAGGAUCGCGGGCCACGGCCAUCCCAGCCCGGCACUCGCAGCCCCGCAGCGCAUCCCGGCCGCCUCCCUGCCUCCCGCAUCCCAGUCGCCGGAGCUGCGCCGAGUGCUCCAGGGAGGUGCCAUGCGGAGCGGGUGUGUGGUGGUCCACGGCUGGAUCCUGGCUGGCCUCUGGCUGGCUGUGUUCGGGCGCCCCCUCGCCUUCUCGGACGCGGGGCCACAUGUGCACUACGGCUGGGGCGACCCCAUCCGCCUGCGGCACCUGUACACCUCUGGCCCCCACGGCCUCUCCAGCUGCUUCCUGCGCAUCCGCACCGACGGCGUCGUGGACUGCGCGCGGGGCCAGAGCGCGCACAGUUUGCUGGAGAUCAAGGCAGUCGCUCUGCGGACCGUGGCCAUCAAGGGCGUGCACAGCGUGCGGUAUCUCUGCAUGGGCGCCGACGGCAGGCUGCAGGGGCUGUUCCAGUACUCGGAGGAAGACUGUGCUUUCGAGGAGGAGAUCCGCCCUGAUGGCUACAAUGUGUACCUAUCCGAGAAGUACCGCCUCCCCGUCUCCCUGAGCAGCGCCAAACAGCGGCAGCUGUACAAGAAACGAGGCUUUCUUCCGUUGUCCCAUUUCCUGCCCAUGCUGCCCAUAGCCCCAGAGGAAACUGAGGACCUCAGGGGCCACUUGGAAUCUGACGUGUUCUCUUCACCCCUGGAGACUGACAGCAUGGACCCAUUUGGGCUUGUCACGGGACUGGAGGCGGUGAACAGUCCCAGCUUUGAGAAGUAACUCAGGCCAGGCCCGGGCCCCCUCACUGGUGCCAGGGGCUGUGGAACCGGCAGAGUGGGGGCCAUGCAUCUACAAGAACCGUCCUGAGUCCACGCUCUGUUUAGCUUUAGGAAGAAACAUCUAGAAGGUGUACAUAUGCAGAGUUAUCCAUUGGCCGUGCCAGUUUCUAGCCGAUAGCCUUGUCUGAGCAUCACAUUGGAAGCCUGACGCCUGCCCGGCUGCUGCCCGGGCCCCCAUCCCACUCCCCCGAGGUUGCCGGACAAGCUGCUGUGCUUGAACACCCGCACUGAUGGGGAACUUAUUUUUUUUUGGAAACAUUCCUAUGUUGAGCUGAAAUUCUCUAAUUUUUUCUCAUCACUUCCCCAGGAGCAGCCAGGAGACAGGCAGUGGUUUUAAUUUCAGGAACAGGUGAUCAGCUCUGUAAAACAGCAGGUAAAUUUCACUCAACCCCAUGUGGGAAUUGAUCUAGAUCUCAACUUCCAGAGACUGUUUGCCGUUCCUGAACCCUCCAGGCCAGAAGUGACUGGAGCAGGCAUGGCCCACCAGGCUUCUGGAGCAAGGCAAGCCCAGAGCCCCACUCCAGCCCUGGGACGUCUGAGAAUUCCCCCUAAGAUUGGGUCU
Cebus imitator (Panamanian white-faced capuchin) is the source of this 2039-nucleotide messenger RNA. It is a transcript of the gene FGF19, whose product is annotated as fibroblast growth factor 19. Gene Ontology annotation, molecular function: growth factor activity; fibroblast growth factor receptor binding. The transcript has 3 exons. Gene Ontology annotation, cellular component: cytoplasm. Lineage: Eukaryota; Metazoa; Chordata; Mammalia; Primates; Cebidae. The record is from RefSeq and is a predicted model, not a curated record. Gene Ontology annotation, biological process: positive regulation of gene expression; animal organ morphogenesis; positive regulation of protein phosphorylation. The coding region runs from base 549 to 1418 and encodes 289 amino acids.